GUGUAAUCGGGAUUAAAGCCUGGCAACCUUGUGCAGUUCUUUUGUGGAUUCGUCGUCAAAAUAAAGAGGGCUAAAAUUCUUGAAUAAUUGGAUUUUACUUGAAAAAUUACAAAACAUAUAAAAUGGCAGACUCAGAUGUAGUGGACUUGGAUUUAACAAUCGAUAAUUUAGUUCCGAAGAGUCCCGAAAGGGUGGCUGAAGAAAAGAAGGAAAGUGGUAAUCAUUUGUAUAAAUUCAAAAAUUACAAGGGAGCCCUGGCUAUGUACGAUGAAGCUAUACAACUGUGCCCUGAGAAUGCAGCAUACUACGGCAACAGGUCUGCAUGCUACAUGAUGCUGGGCAUGUACAAGAAAGCCCUCGAUGAUGCUGUGAAAGCAGUCACUCUGGAUUCUACAUUUACAAAGGGUUAUAUCCGCAUGGCCAAAUGUUGCAUCGCAUUGGGAGACCUGUCGGGCGGCGAGCAGGCGGUCCGGCGAGCCAUCGAGCUGGGCGGCGCCGAGUGCGCGUCCAGCGAGCGGCGUGCGCUGGAGACGCUGCGCAAGCUGCACGAGGACGCUCAGCGCGCCAUGGAGGCCAACGACUACCGUCGCGUGGUCUUCUGCAUGGACCGCUGUCUUGACUACAGUCCCUCUUGCACUAAGGCGAAGCUCACAAAAGCAGAAUGUUUAGCAAUGCUUGGGCGCUGUCAAGAGGCUCAAGAAAUUGCAAACGAUUCGUUAAGAUUCGACAGUUUUGAUACUGAGGCUAUUUACGUGCGCGGACUCUGCCUUUAUUUUGAGGAUAAAGAUGAACAGGCAUUCAAGCAUUUCCAACAAGUUUUAAGACUUGCUCCAGAUCAUAAGAAGGCUAUGGAAACUUACAAAAAGGCGAAACUGCUCAAGCAAAAGAAAGAGGAAGGUAAUGAGGCAUUCAAAAUGGGCAGAUGGCAGCAAGCUUUGAGCCUGUAUAAUGAAGCUUUGACUAUUGACAAAAACAAUAAAAUUGUCAAUGCCAAGCUGUACUUCAACAAAGCCACAGUUUGUGCAAAACUGAACCAGAUUAAAGAAGCCGCUGAGGCUUGCACAGCUGCCCUUGAAUUAGAUGAAAACUACGUGAAAGCUCUACUUCGACGUGCUAAAUGUUACACUGAACUCGGCGAAUUUGAAGAGGCUGUCAAAGAUUAUGAAAAACUGUAUAAGAUUGAUAAGAGCAAGGAAAACAAGCAACUGUUGCAUGAAGCGAAAAUAGCUCUUAAGAAAUCGAAACGCAAAGAUUACUACAAAAUACUUGGCAUUGAUAAGAGUGCAUCUGAAGAUGAAAUCAAAAAAGCUUACAGGAAGCGUGCCCUGGUGCACCACCCGGACCGCCACGCGGGCGCGCCGGACACGGAGCGGCGCGAGCAGGAGCGGCGCUUCAAGGAGGUGGGCGAGGCCUACGGCGUGCUCAGCGACCCCAAGAAGCGCGCGCGCUACGACCACGGCCAGGACCUCGACGACGACGGCUCCGGCAUGGCAGAUAUUGACCCUAACGUCGUAUACCAGACUUUCUUCAACCGCGGUGGCCAGCAUUUCGAUUUUCAUUCAGGCGGUGGGUUCCCGGGAACUGCUUUCAGCUUUCAAUUUGGUUAAUUUCCUUAUUUCCGUUUCAUAAAACAAUUUUGACAAUCAACAAAUGUUAUGCAUAAAUUAAUAAAUUUGUAUGUGUACUUUAUAGAAUUAAAAAAGUAUAGUUCUAGCUGAACACAUAUACAUCAUUCCACAUUAAAAAUGUAAAUGUUUCUGAAAGAGUGAUUGAUUUUUGGCAAAAAAUUUGGUUUUAUUUUUUCCUUUAUAUGAACAGAUAAAAGGAGUGCUCUGUUUAAAUACUUAUGUGACUGCCAUACACUAUCACGACAAACUGUGAACAAGUAUGUUGUCGGGCACAUUGAACUUGUAACAAUUGUACAUUAAUGGUGUUGCGUUCAGAACUCUAGUACCUAAUUAUUAUAAUAAUGACUGAUUUGGUUAAGUGAUUUUUUGAUUGUUAGCCCCACAAGCCUAGUUGUGUGAACAUGCUUUAUGUAAUUAAGGGCUGAUUUUUCAAUCGCCAGAUAACUUUUAUCUGAGGAAUAUUUUUAACGUUUUGACAGGUUUUGUAUGGAAAAUAUGUCAAACCGCCAUAUUUAUUCCUCAGAUAGAGGUUAACUGAUGAUUGAAAAAUCGGCCCUUAAUAAUAAAACUAGAAAAUAACUAACUACCUCGGGAUUUUUAAUGUAUUGCCCCCUGUCUGCCCGAAGGUUGUUAAAUAAGUGAAAGGAAAAAUACGAAAAUCUUUCAAAAAAUGUAUAAUAACUAAAACAUUUAUCUGGUUAAAAAUACCCUGCCAAACAAUAGAAUUGAUAGCUGAUUUAUUUUAAUUCGAAUUUUAAUGUUGUGUCCUGGAUGAGCAGAACAGAGUCCAUUCUCUUUCAUCUUCUUUGAGUCGGAAAUACAUGAUUGUUAUAUUUAUGUAUGUGUAAGUAGAUACAAGAAUUUCAAGUUGCUGUUUGCAAAAUGAAAGUAAUCUGAACAUAUUUACUCUAUCUGUAUAUAACAAAGAAAAUAAUGCGUGAAAAUGUAAACUAAGAAUGUAUUUUGUUUAAUCCCUUGUUUAAGAUUGGGUAUUGUGUUCAAUCAUCAAGUAGAAUUAAAUAAUCUAGUUAUACCUAGCUUAUAACUGAUCAAGUUUCAAAAAUAAAUAGUUAUAAAUCAAGAACUUUCACAGUAGUUUUAAUGUUAUACAUGAAUGGAACUCAAUUACUUAUUGCAUGGAAAUAAAUGAAUCCUAACUGGA
Molecule: messenger RNA, 2790 nt
Organism: Helicoverpa armigera (cotton bollworm)
Lineage: Eukaryota; Metazoa; Arthropoda; Insecta; Lepidoptera; Noctuidae
Gene: Tpr2
Product: dnaJ homolog subfamily C member 7
Exons: 8
Coding region: 123-1607 (494 amino acids)
Molecular function (GO): protein binding
Source: RefSeq, a predicted model, not a curated record